Molecule: messenger RNA, 7041 nt
Organism: Centropristis striata (black sea bass)
Lineage: Eukaryota; Metazoa; Chordata; Actinopteri; Perciformes; Serranidae
Product: trichohyalin-like
Exons: 13
Coding region: 195-6227 (2010 amino acids)
Biological process (GO): regulation of transcription by RNA polymerase II
Cellular component (GO): nucleus
Molecular function (GO): double-stranded DNA binding; transcription coregulator activity
Source: RefSeq, a predicted model, not a curated record
ACCGGAGGCGCGAAAGCUCACAACAUCACGUGACCGGAGCUCUUCCGUCGACAUGGCGACCAGUCGGAGACCGUAGCCGAGUACCGAGCAGCCUCCUGCGGUACCGAGCAGCACCGGGCCGCUAUCUCCGGGUCACUAGACCACCGUGGUGUUGUCGGCUGUUUCUCUCUGUGUUGGAGCUCUGAAGCUGCAGGAUGCCAGGGAAAACCGGUGACCAGUUCAAAGCAGGAGACCUGGUGUUCGCCAAGAUGAGGGGCUUCCCUCACUGGCCCGCCAGGGUCUGUAAGUCUGAUAAGGGGUACAAGAGGAAAGUCCCCGUCUAUUUCUUCGGGACUCAUCAGAUAGGAAACCUCCUCCCAGAGAACGUGGUUCCGUACGUGGGGAACAAGCUGAAGUACGGCAGCGGAGUCCGCAUGAAAGGCUUCGAUGAGGGCAUGUGGGAGAUCCAGAACACGCCCGGGGUCGGGAGUAAACUCAAGCCAACGACACCUGCUAAACCGACUUCUGCACCUAAAACAACUACACCUGCUAAACCGACUUCUGCACCUAAAACCAUGAAUGAAAACCUAAGAAGUCCCUCCAGUAGAUCUGCUCCUCCAAAGCCCGACAGUAAACCUGCUGCUGUCAGAAAUACUCCGAGCAGAACUUCCAGCCGGAUUGAAACCGCUGCUGAGGUUUUAACUCCCACCAGGGCUUCGUUAAGAUCCGCUCCAGAGAAACCGACGGACUCCAAACAGACUUCUGAACCUCCUCCAGCUGCUGCAGAGACUCCUGUGACCACGAGGAGCAGGAGAUCAGCUGCAGGAGGGAGCAGUGAAAGCACAGUUGAAGAGAAGAAGAAGGAGGAGUCCCAGGUACGUUGGAAAACCAAUUCCUGUCGCGUCCUGGUUCAUAACAUCCUCCCGAGGAACACUCAGCUCAGUGAAUUUCCCCGCCAUCUCCAGGAACUGCGCCUGGACGUUCCGACAUCGGUCGAUGCUGAGCAGCACAAGAGGAGAACACCUGAGAGUCCUGCCGUCUCCUCCCCAGUCAGCAAGAAACCGAAGACCACAGAACCAACUUCUCCUCCGACAAGAAGGAGCACGAGAGGAAGGAGAGACCAGGAGGAGGAGAAGAAGACUGAGGAGGAGGAGGAGAAGAAGACUGAGGAGGAGGAGAAGAAGUCAACGGAGAGGCCAACAGGCACGAGGAGGAGCGAAAGAAACAAGCAGGAGGAGAAGAAAACCACCGGAAAUGACAAAGAAGGAAAGAACGAAGAGACAUCAGAGAGUCAAGGGACAAAAAGAAAGAAGGCAGGAGAGCAGAGAGAGGAGGAGGAGGAGGAGAGACCGAAGAAAACACGGCAGGACGAAGAGGUGGAAGGAAAGAAAGAAGUGUCCGCAGAGGGCCGAGGGAUGAGGACGAGGAGAUCAGAGAGAGGAGAACAGAAGGAGGAGGACGAGAAGAAAACGAAACAAGACGACAGCGAGGAAAAGAAACAGAUGAUGGUGAAAGUGACGAGGUUAUCAGAGAGCAGAGGAACAUCGAGAACCACCGAAGAAGAAGAUAGACGGAGGAGGACGAGGCAGGGCGGAGGUCUGGAGGGAGAGAAGGAGGAGAAAAUGGAUGAAAAUAAGUCAAGAGACAAGAAGGACGAAGAGAAGAAUCAGGGUGGCGGCGAAGGAAAGAAAGAAGCAACGAGAACAUCAGAAAGACAAACGAGAAGAAAGGAAGAAGAGGAGAAACAGAGGAGAACGAACCGGGAUGAAGAGGUGGAACGAAAGAGCGAAGAGACGACAAGAACAGAAGGGAUGAAGACGAGGAGAGCGGAGAAAGACGAACAGAAGGAGGAGGAGACGAGGAGAGAAACGAGGUCGGAAAGCGAGGGAAGGAGAAGAACGAGAGAAAGGGAGGACAGGGGGAAGGCGACGGAGAAAAGAGAAGAGGAGGGCCGAGGGACAAAAAGAAGGAGAGAGGUGGAGAAGGAGGAAGAAGAGGUGAAGAAGAAGAAGGUGGCGGAGGAGGAGAAAAGCGGAGAGAGCGAAGGGAGGAAGACGAGGAGGUCGGAGAAGGAGGAACAGAAGAAGAAAACGAAAGAUGUUGUAGAGGAAGGAAAGAAGAUGACGGAGGAAGAGAAGGAGGGAAGUCCGGAGAACGUCGAGCGACAGCGCCGCCUGGCUGACAAGAGGGAGAGCGUGUUGAAGUCUUUAAGAGGUCUGCUGAAGGACGGGACGAUGAAGAGCUCGCCCAGGAAAACCGGAGACGAAAAGAAGAAUGUUGAGGCCAAAAACACCAGAAGUCAUAAGACGAUUGUCGAAAAGGAGGUGAAACAGAAAGGAAGUGCCGAUAAGGACGAGGGGAAGACGUCAAGCUCGAAGACCACAACAGACAAGACGAAAGAGGUAACGAAGGAUGAACAGAAGACAAAAGAAACAGAGAAGAAAGAAGACAACAUGAAGGCAGAUGGAAAGAAAGACGAGGAGGUAAAGGAGAAGAAAGACGAGAGGAAAAUCAUCGGAAAGAUUGUGAAAGCAACUCCCGGUCAAGGGCCAAAGGUUCAGGUGAAGACGAUUAUGGGAGGCGUGAUGACCACGGCGGCGAUGGCUGCAGCGGAGGACGAGAAGAAGAAGAAACUGGAGAAGAUGAGCAGAGAAGAAAAGGUAGAAGAAGAGAAAAGAAGCUCCGGGAAGGUGAUCGAGAAGAGAGGGAGCGCCGAAGAGAAAAAGGUGGCAAAAAGUGCAGAGGUGGAGAGGAAGUCCAAAGACAAAAGGGCAGAGAGCGACAAAAAGGAAAAUGAGACGACGAAGAGCGAGGAGAAGCAAAAAGCCCAGAAAUCUAAGGACAGAAAAAGUGAAAGCGAAGUGGAAAAAGGUGCAGAAGUGGAGAGGAGGUCUGAAAGGACGAGAGCAGCGACGGAGGGGGAGAAGGACAAAAUGGGAAAAGCAGAUAAUGAGAUGAAGAAAACAAAUGAAGCGAAGCAAGAAGCGCAGAACGCACCUGAAAAACUUCAGGAGAAGAAGAAACCUGAGGUGGGAAAAGGUGUAGAAGUGGAAAGGAGGUCUGAAAGAACAAGAGCAGCAACGGAGGUAGAGAAGGGCAUAACUGAUGAGACAAUGCUGAAGAACAACGAAGAGAAGCAAAAAGCGCAGAACGCACCUGCAAAAUUGCAAGAAAAAAAGAAAACUGAGGUGGAAAAAGGGGCAGAAGUGGAGAGGAUUUCUGAAAGAACGAGAGCAUCGAUAGAGGCAGAGAAGGACAAAAAGGGCAAAAUACAUAAUGAGACACCGCUGAAAAACAAUGAAGAGAAGCAAAAAGCGCAGAACGCACCUGCCAAAUUGCAAGAAAAAAAGAAAACUGAGGUGGAAAAAGGCGCAGAAGUGGAGAGGAGGUCUGAAAGAACAAGAGCAGCAACGGAGGUAGAGAAGGGCAAAACUGAUGAGACAAUGCUGAAAAACAACGAAGAGAAGCAAAAGGCGCAGAAUGCAUCUUCAAAAUUGCAAGAAAAGAAGAAAACGGAGGUGGAAAAAGGCGCAGAAUCUUCUAAAUUGCAAGAAAAGAAGAAAACUGAGGUGGAAAAAGGCGCAGAAGUGGAGAGGAGGUCUGAAAGAACAAGAGCAGCAACGGAGGUAGAGAAGGGCAAAACUGAUGAGACAAUGCUGAAAAACAACGAAGAGAAGCAAAAGGCGCAGAAUGCAUCUUCAAAAUUGCAAGAAAAGAAGAAAACGGAGGUGGAAAAAGGCGCAGAAUCUUCUAAAUUGCAAGAAAAGAAGAAAACUGAGGUGGAAAAAGGCGCAGAAGUGGAGAGGAGGUCUGAAAGAACAAGAGCAGCAACGGAGGUAGAGAAGGGCAAAACUGAUGAGACAAUGCUGAAAAACAACGAAGAGAAGCAAAAAGCGCAGAACGCAACUGCAAAAUUGCAAGAAGAGAAGAAAACUGAGGUGGAAAAAGGUGCAGAAGUGGAGAGGAGGUCUGAAAGAACAAGAGCAGCAACAGAGGUAGAGAAGGACAAAAAGGGCAAAACUGAUAAUGAGACACCGCUGGAAAACAACGAAGAGAAGCAAAAAGCGCAGAACGCACCUGCAAAACUGCAAGAAAAGAAGAAAACUGAGGUGGAAAAAGGUACAGAGGUGGAAAAAGGUGCAGAAGUGGAGAGGAGGUCUGAAAGAACGAGAGCAGCAACGGAGGUAGAGAAGGGCAAAACUGAUGAGACAAUGCUGAAAAACAACGAAGAGAAGCAAAAAGCGCAGAACGCACCUGCAAAACUGCAAGAAAAGAAGAAAACGGAGGUGGAAAAAGGUGCAGAAGUGGAGCGGAGGUCUGAAAGAACGAGAGCAUCGGUAGAGGCAGAGGACAAAAAAAGCAAAACUGAUAAUGAAACACCACUGAAAAACAAUGAAGAGAAGCAAAAAGCGCAGAACGCACCUGCAAAACUGCAAGAAAAGAAGAAAACCGAGGUUGAAAAAGGUGCAGAAGUGGAGAGGAGGUCUGAAAGAACAAGAGCAGCAACGGAGGUAGAGAAGGGCAAAACUGAUGAGACAAUGCUGAAAAACAACGAAGAGAAGCAAAAGGCGCAGAACGCACCUUCAAAAUUGCAAGAAAAGAAGAAAACGGAGGUGGAAAAAGGUGCAGAAUCUUCUAAAUUGCAAGAAAAGAAGAAAACUGAGGUAGAAAAAGGCGCAGAAGUGGAGAGGAGGUCUGAAAGAACAAGAGCAGCAACGGAGGUAGAGAAGGGCAAAACUGAUGAGACAAUGCUGAAAAACAACGAAGAGAAGCAAAAAGCGCAGAACGCACCUUCAAAAUUGCAAGAAGAGAAGAAAACUGAGGUGGAAAAAGGUGCAGAAGUGGAGAGGAGGUCUGAAAGAACGCGAGCAGCGACAGAAGACAAAAGGACGGAAGGAGAGAAGGACAAAAAGGGCAAAGCAGAAAAUGAAACACUAAAAAACAGCGAAGAGAAGCAAAAAGCGCAGAAAUCAUCAGAGAAGAAGAAUGAAAGUGUCGCGGAAAAGAGCGAGGUCGUAGAGAGGAAGUCUGAGAGAACAAAGGCAGCGGCAAACAACAAAGUGACGGAGGAAAAUGAGACUGCACAGAAAGAGAAGGAAGAGAAGCAAAGAGCUCAAAAAUUGACAGCGAAAUCGCAAGAGAAGACGAAUGAAAGUGAGGUGAAAAAAAGUGUGGCGGUGGAGAGGAGAUCCGAAAGAACGAGAGCAGCGACAGAAGACAAAAAGACGGAGGGAGAUGAGGAAAAAAAGGGCAAAACGGAGAAUGAGGCAACGCUAAGAAAGGACGAAGAGAAGCAAAAAGCACAGAAACCGGCCCUGAAAUCGCAAGAGAAGAAGACUGAAAGUGAGCCGGAAAAAAGUGUGGCGGUGGAGAGGAGAUCUGAAAGAACGAGAGCAGCAGAAGACAAAAAAGACAAGAACCGAGUGGAGCCGAAGGACACCAAAAAGAGCAAAACGGAGAAUGAGAUGAACGAAGAGAAGCAAAAAGCGCAGAAAUUGACUGUUAAACUGCAAGAGAAGAAGAACGGAGGUGAACGAAGUGAGGCAGAUCCACCGAAGAAGACGAGAGAGAAACCCGACGGAGAAUCGCAGGAGGAAUGCGAUGGAAACGACGCUGCAGAAGAGAAGAAGAACCCCGGCACCGAAGAGACAAAACCACAGAAGAAGAAAAGUGACAAAACAACGACAGGAGGAACAGAAGAAGAAACGAAGAGCGGCUCGGUGGGCGGAGCAAAGGAGGCGCAGAAGAAGAGUCUGACCAUGACGCUGACGGACUCGACGCUCCACAGGAUCCACGGAGAUAUCCGCAUCUCUCUGAAGACGGACAACCCCGACAUCAGUAAGUGUCUGCUGGCGUUGGAUCAGCUCAGUAUGGUUUAUGUGACGUCCAAACACGUUCAGAGACACAGCGAGCUCGUCGUCACGCUCAGAAAGCUGCGGUGUUACCGUGCCAACCAGGCCAUCAUGGACAAGGCCUCCAUGCUCUACAACCGCUUCAAGAACACCUACCUGGUGGGGGAGGGCGAGGAGGUGGUGAGCGCCACCUUCCUGCGCUCGCUGCUGGAGGAGAAGGAGAAGGAGGAGGCGCAUCGGGCGGCACGCUGCGGGGAGCGCCUCCGCCGAGACGACGUGCUGCAGGAGGUGAAGAGACGCAUCGGACAGGUGGAGGAGAGGAGGAGGACGGACGGAGAGAAGGAGAGGGAGGAGGAGCAGAGGGAGGAAACACAAGCUGCAAUGGACUGUCCCUAAAAGCUGCCUGGACUGAACCAACUCUAAUCUGUGGGGGGGUUGGACCACAAUCCCCCCCUCCUCCACACACACACACACACACACACACACACACACACACACUUGUAUUUUACGUGUACAGCUCUUAAAUAUUUAUUUCCUGUUAUAUAAAAGUGUUAUUAGAUGUGAUAAACAGUGUUUUGCAGGUACAGUUAAAGAACCACAGCAGUGUUUUUCUCUUCCACUAAUUUAUUACGUUGCAGUAACCGGAGCAUUAAUUACACAAUCAGUUCCUUAAAAUGAUCGGUAAAUAUCCGUAACAUUGUUUUCUAUAUAAUUUCAGUAUACUGUACCUUUAAGAAGCCGCUUCCAUCCACCUACCUCUGUAACUGUUGUAAAGGGUUUGUUUCAUAAGGAUCUAUAGAAUCUCCUCUGGUGUUUAUUUUUUAUUUUUAAUCACUAAAUGGUCUGAAAAUAAAAGCUGACAAGUGUAAUUAAAAUUUAAAAACCUUCAGCAUGUUUGUUCAGGGAGGGCAGGACGUGACACUUUUAUUUUUACAUUUUUAAAAAUCUUUUUGUAUUUUAUUUUUUACAUUUUAAUGUCCAUUAAACAUUUGCAGCUGCUCUAAAGUUGAAGUUGAAGCAUUAAAGAGAAGAGUUUUUUAUAAAAGUUUUUACAGCGACAUAUUUUAUUCUGUGCUUUAUUGUGACGCAGUGAGAUGUUUUUGUUUUUGUUUUUUAAUUGUUUUUAUUUUGUGCACUGGAUGCAGAUGUUUCUGACGUGCCUCUCUCUCUCUGUUGUAUAAAUAUAAUUUUUACAGUUUUACAAACCUGA